AUGACAUACCCGGCAGACGACGACAACCCCUGGACCUCUUUGGACGCCGUUCAACAAGUCACAAGACGCUCAAAGGAAUACAAGAUGGCCCUGGGGGAGAUCAACAAACAGCGGGCAAAGGACAAGCUCAAGCGAUUAGAAGACUUGCCUGUCGGACACCCACUGGCAGCAUCUUCCUCACCGUCUGUUCCGACAGCCUCCUCAUCGUCGCAGUCCACACCAGCCGCAUCUUCAUCUUCCGCACUUUUGACCCCAGCAGCGUCUACUCCACCGUCAACCACUGCGGGGACGUCCUCACCCCCAGCUGGUGCAGUGUCUGCCCCACCGCCAGCGACUCCCAUAACGGUGCCAGAGAAGACGCGCGAGGAAAUGUUUAUCGUCGUAUUCGAGCGUCUCAGUGACCUAAUCCGACAGAUCAAUCAAACAGUUCAGCAAGUAAAGCGGAAUGACCGGUCCUUAUCAGACCACUCUGUGAAGGUCAAUGCUGUCAACGAGCUUAACCGUCAAAUCAAGGACAUCAGAGACACGAUUAAGGAAUUAUACGGCCUGGAUGCCCCGCUUUCGAAUAAUGAGACGGCUGAGACUCUCACAUAUCGUCGCUGUUCCCUCAUCGAGCUGAACGACCAAGUGCAAAUGCUUUGCCACGUGAUUGAGCACCAGUUGCAGAUAGCUCGUACGGCCAUCAAGGAGCCUCUUGGAUCCUUCGGGCCCGCCUUCAGGGAGGUUCUUGACCAGGUCCGACAGCUUCAUAAAGCCAUUCUUUACAUUCAACUGGAAGGCGACAUUUUCGAAAACCGUGGCAAGGAAAUCCUCACGGCCAAGAAGACCGAAUUGGACAGACUCAAAGGACAAAUCGUACAGCUUGAAGACAAAAUUCUGAAGAGCCAGACGGAAAAUCCCGGCCCCCUGGACAUAAAUUCAAGAGUCGUCUACGACGUGAAGCAGCCUCCAUGGUAUCAGAGAUUGGGCAAGAACUUGUCAACAAGGAUCGAUAUGUCUCUUACACCGUUCCCGCGUUAUCCAGGAACCACUCCAGCGCUAGACAUUUUGAACAUUAUCCUGGACAUCACAUUUUCGGCCUCACUCAGCUUGUACGCCAACACCCACAUGUUUGCCAAUAUGAGAGAUAUCCUCAACUUCUUCGCGUACUACUCCGUCAUUUUUGCCAUGUGGUGGUCGCAGCGUCCCAUCUGGGGUCGAAGUGUUCCUGAGAUACACAUUGCUAUGACGUUUGUCAACAUUGUUGCCUUUCUCUAUAUUGGCCUUGCCAGCGCAGGAUGGGAUUUAGUCGGUCUUACAACCUGGGACGCAGACCCGAACGAUGUCGCAUAUGUCGAGGCGGCUGCCGAUCCUAAGCACUGUGACUCUCAAAUCAUGGUCGGAGAGAUUCUGGCCUGCCUGCUUUUCCUUCAGGAGUGCAAUGGGCAGCUUUUGCGGCGUGCCCAUGCCCUAUUCAAGCUCCUCAAACCUUGGUAUGACGACCAUGUCGAAAUGGGCGAGGACGCGUCCUAUAGUAUUGUCAAGCAGCUCUAUCAAAUAUUCAAGACCAUGGACAAGCUGGAUCAGGGGGCCAACCUCUUGUCGUCAAACCCUCCACAUCGCGAGGGCAAACAAGCCGAGCAAAAUAAUCAGCUUCGCCCUCUCUCGUCGGACUGGACCGGGCACUGCAACAUCGCCCGCAGCCUACACGUCGAGGUCCAGGAGAUGAUGGGCCAUAACACCGCCGAUGAGUCCAAUGACGAGAACUUCACCCGCAAGGCCAGGAGGCGAACCUGGCGCCUCAAUGUCCGAAAAGCUCUCGAGGGCCAGGAGUUACGAUCACAAGACAACCGCUUCGCCGCCCGUAACGCACAGAACGCUGCAAACGGCAGACGAAGGGAGCGAUUGCUGUCUCUGACUUUCAUCAUUCUAGGUGAAGGGUUGAACAAUCUGACAUCGCCUUUCGAAACUGCCCUGUCGAUUUGGGGUGUGAAGUCUAUAUUCGUCUGUCAAAUGCUGCUAGUCGUUUUGGUUGUGCUCUCCCUGUGUCGCUUCAUUUGGAUGGAGAGGAGCGGAUUCAACGACAUCGCAGAGCUUCGUGUCUGGGCGUUUGAGAUGAUUCACUUCCCGCUCCUGUUUGCUAUUUUUUUAUUGCUGGUAGGAAUGGCAAACGCCAUGCAAUCGAUCGUGAGCGGAGUGUGGUUCCUCAAAGUCUGUCAACAAUUCGACGCCCUCGUGAACAAUCCACACGACACCACCCUGAGGCUGUCACUUAGCAGCAGCCUCAAGCGCCUCGACCUUGACCCAACGUUCGACACUUGGCUUUCUGAAACCAACGUUUCAGACACGUCAGCAGCAGUUGACGUGUACCAGUACGCCGGCCAGAUACUGGGCAAGGUCAUUGAUGCUACUGGCUGGGAUGCCGGAGUGAUUGUCGACGACUCCAUUCCAGCUGUUCCAAACAGGAAAAACCAGCUUUCUGUCCGAGCUCAUUCGCGCAGCCUUCUGGUUACUUCCUGUUAUGGUGAGCUCCUAUUGAAUUCGAACACUGAUAUCCAGGGUAUCGUUCUUGUGCUCCUCGCACUUCGUGUCAUGUUGUCGGAUGGUUACAUUGCGGAUAAAAUGGUUGAAUGGGGCAUCUAUUCUCGGAGGCCGGACGCUGCGGGGAGCUCCGGUGGCGGUCCGAUCCGAACUGGAACUUCGAAGAUCAUGUCUGCUGAGGUCGCCCAACUGGUUUUGGGAUUAGGCGUUGUCUCGGUUGGUGCAGGUAUCUACAAGGUCAAAUCUCCCGACUCGCCUAUACCUGUCAACGCCUCAUUGGCGUAUGUGCCAUUCCACAGUGCAAUUUGGAACUGGCUCCAAGCAGAGUGGAUCAUCCCGACUCUCAGUCUGAUCUGUCUGGCUGUAAUCGCAGUCAAGAGUGCCGUCAAGUACGCGUGCACUUUAGUCGAAAGGCGGCAGCUUGAUGCGAUCAGGAAUGAUGUUGAGGCCUGGAGCGGGUUUGCGCCAGUGACAAACAGGCCCAAUUCACAACGCCCCAACACACCCACUGCCAGCCAAGGACAUGGUGGCGUCCAGAGUCCGACCGCCAAUAGCCGGAGGUCAAGUGCCAGCCAACACAGUACGAUACCGAUGGUCCAACUUGGCGUGCAGAGUGCAGUCACCGGUAGCCCCAGGCCAAGUUCCAGCCAACAGAGUGCGGUACCGGUGGUCCAACCCAACACGUCUCGUGCCAACAGCCACGGUCAAGGGUCUAUCAGGCGCCAGAGUUCCAAUGGUAGCCAGAGGUCAAGCGGCAGUCGAAAGUCAACCAACAGUCAAGGAAUUAGAGGCACCAGCAGCCCGAUGCCAGGUGGCAGCCAACAGAGUGCGGUCCCGGUCGUCCAACCCAACACACCUGGUGUCAGCAACGGCCAAGGGUCCAUCAGGAGCCAGCGGUCAAAUCAACGCGGUCUAGUCCCAAGCGGUUCUUCGCCAGCAAUGAAUCCUAUACAGAACGGAGCUGCCCAUCGACGGUGA
This is a messenger RNA of Apiotrichum porosum, 3498 nucleotides long. RefSeq lists its product as uncharacterized. The transcript has 13 exons. The coding region runs from base 1 to 3498 and encodes 1165 amino acids. Lineage: Eukaryota; Fungi; Basidiomycota; Tremellomycetes; Trichosporonales; Trichosporonaceae. The record is from RefSeq and is a predicted model, not a curated record.